Diceros bicornis minor is the source of this 744-nucleotide messenger RNA. RefSeq names its product cysteine-rich secretory protein 3-like. The coding region runs from base 10 to 744 and encodes 244 amino acids. The transcript has 7 exons. NCBI's taxonomy places the organism in Eukaryota, Metazoa, Chordata, Mammalia, Perissodactyla, Rhinocerotidae. Gene Ontology annotation, cellular component: extracellular region. The record is from RefSeq and is a predicted model, not a curated record.
UUCCCAGCAAUGGCAUUGUUACCAGUGUUGCUGUUCCUGGCUGCUGUGUUGCUCCCAUUAUUUCCUGCAAAUGGACAGGAUCCAAGUUUUGGUGCUCUGUUAACCACCAAAGAAGAAGUCCAAAAAGAGAUUGUAGAUAAACACAAUGACCUAAGGAGAACAGUCUCUCCACCUGCCAGUAACAUGCUGAAGAUGGAAUGGGACAGCAAGGCAGCAACAAAUGCCCAAAAUUGGGCAGACAAGUGCCUUCUCAGACACAGUAGAAGUGAGGAUCGAGUAGUCGGUAUGCACUGUGGUGAGAAUCUCUUUAUGUCAAGUAGACCUAUUUCAUGGUCACAUGCAAUCCAAGGUUGGUAUGAUGAGGUCCGUCAUUUUACCUAUGGCGUAGGGAAAAAUCAUCCCAAUGCAGUAGUUGGACAUUAUACUCAGGUUGUUUGGUACUCGUCUUACCGUGUUGGAUGUGGAAUUGCCUAUUGUCCUAAUCAAAAAUCACUAAAAUACUACCAAGUUUGCCAAUAUUGUCCUCCUGGUAAUUUUGUUGGCAAAGAACGUACCCCUUACCUAGAAGGAAAACCUUGUGCCAGCUGCCCUAAUCACUGUGACAAUGGACUAUGCACCAAUAGUUGCGAAUAUGAUGAUGUCUAUUCUAACUGUAAAGAUUUGGCAAAAAAGAUUGGCUGCAAACGCACUCUCACCAAGAAUAGUUGCAAGGCUGCCUGCCAGUGUCCUGACAAAAUUUAUUAA